This is a messenger RNA of Oppia nitens, 1134 nucleotides long. RefSeq names its product motile sperm domain-containing protein 2-like. The transcript is spliced from 3 exons. The record is from RefSeq and is a predicted model, not a curated record. Bases 107 to 1102 code for a protein of 331 amino acids. NCBI's taxonomy places the organism in Eukaryota, Metazoa, Arthropoda, Arachnida, Sarcoptiformes, Oppiidae.
UUAUUUAAACUAGAAAAAAAACUAAGUUUGAUUAAAAUUAAAAUUUUAAAUAAAAAAACUAUUUAAUAUUUUUAAAUAAUUUUUUUUUGGUUGAAAAAAAAUUAUAAUGGAUAUUCAUUCAACUAAUAAUAAUAACAGUGAAAAUAUUGAACCAUCAAUAAAAAUGUUGAAUAAUAAUAAUAAUACAGACAGUGAUGUUAACAUCAUUACCGAUGAUAAUGAUAAUAAUGCUAAUAAUAAUAAUAAUAAUAAAUCACUGGUAGUACGGGUGCGUCAAAACUUUUUCGAUACCCACUAUCUUAACGAACCCGAUAGCUAUGAUUCAACUGAUAUGGAUAGCCUACGGGAGGCCAACGACUAUAUUAUACGGCGAUUUUUGGCGGUCAACGACUCGGACACCGAUAGGACAGUCUCGCAUUUGGCUGAGACGUAUAGGUGGCGCAAAUCGUUUCCGGUUAGACGGGAUUUUAGUCAAUGCGGUGUCGAAGUGUUUCAAUGCGGCGCUAUGUUUAUUCACGGUGUCGACCGGGAGGGUAGGCCAGUGCUGUACGCCCGGGUCAAGACUCAUGUCAAGAUUGCCGAACUGGAACGACUGGCACAGGAUAUAGUAGUGACAACACUGGAAAAGUUGGCUCAAUUGGGCAACGAUAAAGGUUUUACAGUAGUUAUGGACGUAUCGGGCGCAGGGCUAUCCAAUGUUGACCUAAAAAUGGUCAAAUUUAUGGUACAGGCCCUACACUACUAUCCCGAAGCCCUACAGUGUAUACUAGUUGUCAACGUUCCCACUUUGAUCAAACCGUUUAUGCCUAUUGUCCGGUUAAUAUUGGGUUCUAAAUAUUCACACAUGCUACAUAUUGUCAAUGAUAGACAACUAUUCGAUCAUAUUGAACCAAGUCAAGUACCAAAAUAUCUAGGUGGCGACAGCAACUAUGACUUUACCCAACCGCCCACCGAAUGUACGAAAACUUGCGAACAAUUAUCCCAUUUGUUUGAUUUGGAUCCGAAAGUCGUACGCAAAUCGAUUCGCAAGUUUGAGCCCCAUAUGCGCGAUGCGCGCCAACUAGUGUUGCGUACUAUUGAUGUCAACAGUAUAAACAAAUAACGCUAUUAUAAAAAUAUCAUAUAAUAUUUUUU